CCAUUGAUAAGAGGCAUGGUUCUGAGGUUUCCCCAAUUUAAUGACUCCUUUUUAGUUUUUUUAAUACUACAGGCCUUUAAGCUUUCCCUCGUUACAAUGUGGGAAGAGAGACAGAGAUCUGUCCUCGUGGAGGGCACUGAAGCUCUUAACAGGACGUCUGCGAGUCUCACAAGGGCUGAGCAGUGCGCUGUCGAGACCGAGUCGUUAGGGACUAACGUCAUUUCUGAGCUCGCCGAGCAGAGAGAGACACUGCUCAGGGCUUCAAACCGCCUUGGUGACGUUGAGACCUCCCUCACAAAAUCACAACAGUUGAUCAAUUUUAUGAAAAGGGGGGUACUGAUGAACAAAGUCAUACUUGUUGUUAUUAUUAUAAGUGAAAUUUGCAUACUCGCGGCUUUGAUUUAUUUAAAAUUUAUCCGCCAUUAAUUAUACCCAUUGUAUAAUAGUUCCUCAAUGUAUUUUUAUUCAAUUAUUUUUUACCAUUUUUAAUUACCGUUUUAUUUAAUUGUCUAUCUUUUAUUAAGUUAUAUUCACACAUGUUAGCAUUCCUAUAUGACUAAUUAUUUAAAAAAAUAUAUAUAUAUCUUUUUAAAAUAAUUUUUUCUAACACAAAUUAAUAUACAUUCUAUU
This is a messenger RNA of Cimex lectularius (bed bug), 630 nucleotides long. RefSeq names its product vesicle transport through interaction with t-SNAREs homolog 1B (gene Vti1b). The transcript is spliced from 3 exons. Gene Ontology annotation, molecular function: SNAP receptor activity; SNARE binding. NCBI's taxonomy places the organism in Eukaryota, Metazoa, Arthropoda, Insecta, Hemiptera, Cimicidae. Gene Ontology annotation, biological process: vesicle fusion with Golgi apparatus; Golgi to vacuole transport; macroautophagy. Gene Ontology annotation, cellular component: SNARE complex; Golgi apparatus; late endosome membrane. Bases 16 to 426 code for a protein of 136 amino acids. The record is from RefSeq and is a predicted model, not a curated record.